Molecule: messenger RNA, 885 nt
Organism: Dicrocoelium dendriticum
Lineage: Eukaryota; Metazoa; Platyhelminthes; Trematoda; Plagiorchiida; Dicrocoeliidae
Source: the annotation of a GenBank genome assembly
CGGGAGUUGGUUUCGUCCUUGGAACCCGCCCUGACCUAAACUGACUUGACCUAUCAUGAUCUGCCUUUAGCGUUAGACGUUGAUGGACCGUGUUUUUAAAAGGCACAGGGUUGCCGAACUAAACGUCGUGAAAUCUCAGCGCAAGUUCUUAUCUGAGAAGGAUGCAACUCAGCGCUUUAAAUAUUUGAAAACUCUAAUCACAAGCUUACCGAGAACUGAACUGCACAAGUUUUUCGUGAGCAACAGAUCUUGUAUAUUUUACACUUUCACGGAUCUGUUUUUUUGUCCUGAACAAGAAUCAAAGCAGCGAGCGAACUCGAGCUAUACUAAGGAUUUGAAAAGUGUGCUUACCCUCCUUGAAAAUAUUCUGACGUUGCUUCCUGAUUAUAUUCGUUUGAGAUGGCAAUACAACUCUAUUGUUGAGGUUUUGGAGGAGCUUCUUUGUGAUAGAAAUGCGUUGUCAAUCAGGAAAUAUGGGAUCAGACUAUUCUUGAUAUGGUACCAAGUGCUCGGAACAAGUGCGACACCUAGAUGUCAUCAGAUGUUUGUUAAUUUGGUUCCAAAGUUUGGCACAUGGAUCUCUGAUUACCAAAAUCGAGGAUCCCUUAGCACUUCUGACAAGAUCCCUUCACCCCUCCUUAACUCAUCUAGGUCUUAUUUCGGAAUCUCACCUCGUGAAUGUACUCUGUUUACCUUCCCAAACUACGAGGAACGUCAGUCGAGUCAGGAUGUCGGGCGGGAACUACUCGAGCAUUUCCUUAGGUGCUUGGUGUCAGAUGUGUUAUCCGUUACUUGGAAUGAUUGCCCACAGGAUCAACAUCUUAUGCAAUUUUGGUUCCUCUUUGAACAACUAAAACACACAUACCUACCGGUAAUCUUUCCGUG